AUGGAGAGAAUUUUCACGUACAUUGCAGCCUUGUUUACACGUCUACUAUUUUCAUUGCAUGCAAUUGUGAUGAUUUACUGGUUGGUGACUUUAAAGCAAGACGAAACGUACUUUCUUUUCCUGCUUCUUCUUGUCGCUCUACUCGUGGAAACAAUAUUUACUGUUGGAGUACGCAAGGGACAUGAAUACAGCUGGUAAGUAUAACAAUGCUCCGCCGGUAUCAGACGAUAAAUAAUACCAUUUCUGGUGAAAUAUUAAGUUUCAGCGCGGUCCCCGCAUGCCGUGUUAAUAUUUUAAACACGACAGGAUAUUUUGUCCUUAUAAUUCAAAAGAUGUCCAGCAUGUUAUAACUGAUAAUUACAGCAAGAAAAAAACACAAGAAAAUAACAGUUAUUAUAGCUAAAAAAAUUCAGGAAAGGUUCGAAACAAAACUUUUCGUUAUCUACUCUACAUUGAAAUUAUUUCCUCCUCGUACAAGUGAGUCUGUACAAUAUGGGAAAGUUGAUUGAAUAGGGUUAAAAAUACGAGAUCUUCUAGCUCGAUUACCAGUGGCUGUUGGGCAAACGAUCCAGGGUUCAUUUAAGGUGACGUGCAAAAUUUCUUCUUCUUCUAACUCAAACAUACUGCGUUCCGUUUGCUUUUCAUUAAGAAGAUCAAGGAGAACUUUUUGAAUAAAACGAAGCAUUGCAAUAUACUUAUUGAGCCAGCGGGUAGAAUGUCUGACCUGAUUGUCUUUCUUAUAUUGAGAAACCCCAUGAAACAUCGUUCUCCAAAGAAAAAAAUAUCCAGCGAAAAAGGGUCGCAGGAAGUUUGCAGACAACUUGAAGUUUUUAUUCGAACUUGUCUCGAUCGCUUUCAUCCAUAAGAGUCUUAUGUAAACAUUUCCUGAAUACCACCUACUUUCUGUUUAAUUGAAUUCGAUUUUUCUGGAGCUUGGCAACGAAAACCCUCUUUGAACAAACUCAAAGAACUUAUAACCUUUUUCGUGUAUAAUCGAUUUUCCUUCAGUUCCGAUUUAGUACCUGAGUAUGGGUUGUCUUAAAAUAUUUUUACCACUUGCGUUCUGCAAAGUCACUCACUGAAAAAAAAUAUUUAUUUUAAAAGUCAAUGUUGUUAACAUAAACGAAGCAAUGUGAGGGAAACACUUAAUAUUAUAUUUCAUCCUGUAAAUUUGUGUCUGUGUUGAAUUAAUUGUCCCGAUAACAGAAACAGGUGAAAAAGUUGAAAGGAAGGAAGAAGGGAAGACAGAAUGAAAGCGGCACUAUCUGAAAAUAUGUGGUCGCCAACAAUUUUAAGCGCGUUUGCUAGAUAGAUGGCUCUUGAUAGCGUUUUGAAAGCCAAAUCUUCAAGCCACUGAAAGUUUAUAACUCCUUUCCCAAUUUGCAUUGUUUUAUGCAAAUAUUUCCGCUCUGAGGUGCCCAACCGAAAUGUCACUUUUUUUCUGUGUAAUACGUUCAGAGCAGGUGCUGUAUUUUGAAUGAAGAUCUCGAAAUUAAAAAUUCCAAAAUCCACUUAUUUCCUGAAGACCGUUUUCAGAAAAGUCCAUUAUUUUCAAUUUACUAUUGAAGUAAGCAAUGUAGCAGUCGAAGCAAUGUCUCUUGGCAACCUUUUAUUCGCUUUAAUAAAGAAAAUAGUUUCUUACUCUUCACUCUCUAAUGUUCUUACCGCAGUCAAUUAUUGCUCUUAUGCAUGAAUCAACCAAAUUUGCUGGAAAAGCUCCACUGGCCACUCGAUAAAUAUUGCCUUGACAGUGUAGUAUUGGUCAUUUUUUUCCAAGAUGAGGUGAUUUGUUUUCCCUUUCUUGCAAAAAAAAGAAAAAAAAAACAUGCCGCCCAUGAUACAACCACAACUGCCCGAGUUUUAUAUGCGCCAGGUAACAUGCGAUAAAUAUAAAAAAGUUUGACAUCCUUUUUGUUUUUCCAUUGUAAAAUAUCACUUAUUGCCCAAGGCAAGAAUAAAUAUCUUUUAAGAACCAAUGGCCAUAAGUACACUUAAAGGGGAACUGCUCCGAAAAUUGUCCGUAAUUCCACUCAAGCUUUGAUCUUAUUCUAACAAGUAUUCAUCUCAGCCGUGAAUCUCAAAAGUGGUGAUUGCAACGGCCACCGAAAAUUAGAAGGAUUUGUAUGAGAAAAACAACUUUUGCCACCCAGUACCGCUUACAUGGUUUUCCAUACAAAUCCUUGUAAAUUGUAAAAUUUUAUACUGUCGUUAAAUCUUUCCUUUACGCACUAAGGGCUCAAAUUGCCUUUAUGAAGUAAAAGGAGAUUUGAGCCCUGUAAUGCUUAAGGAAAUAUUUCAUGAAAGUUUUGAAAAUUUCGAAAUUACAAGGAUUUGUAUGGAAAACCAUGCAAGCGUGACUGGAUGACAAAAGUUGUUUUUCUCAUACAAAUGCUUCCAACUUUCGGCGGCCGUUGCAAUCGUUUCCUUUGGAGAUAUACGGCUGAAAAUUCUCAGGUUAGCUAAUUUUAAUAUGCUCUUUCAGCUCGUGCGAACAAAAUCUUUCAAAAGUGAACUGUUUUCGUGUUUACCGAAAGUUGAUCAGGUGAUCAAGUCAUGCAAAGAGCCUAUUACUUCAUCAAACGAUUAUUGCUUGAUAUUCUCUACAUACCUCUGAAACACCAUUUCUAAUAAACGGUAGCAAUACAGGCCGUGAGGCUGGAGGGAAGAGAGGGGAACUUAAGAUGGUUUACGUUUGCACAAAGGGUGAUUUACGUGAUUUGUAUGGGCAAGUUAGGAAUAACAUGCAUACAACAUGUAACAUUGCAGUUCUAUUUUAAAAUAUAAUUGACGUCUGAUAUCUUGAACAUUUUGCAAGAAAAGCUUUGUUAUAUUAAUGUGAUUGAUCCGAGAGCCCUGUUUACUUCAUGCAGGUUCUGUCCAAGUAUGUUCUUAUACUUGAUAACCAUGAUACCCUGUGACUGGAUAGCAAAGGUGCAGGUGCUUGACUGUGUUGCAUCCAGUAGUGACGCGGACAACUCAGCCUGCCUCCGAGCUGUGAAUGAUUCAGCUACAAUAUAUCAAGUAAGAAAGCUUGUCUCUUUACUCUAACACAAUGUCCUUCCAAAACUGACCACUACAGAGAUACACUAAAAUGUUUAGUGAAUACCGGUUUAGUAGAACACAAAACCCAGUGAAGGAGCAUCUGGAAUAGUACGCAUGAGGCGUUGCAUAGAUGUCAAUGCUGACGUGCGGCUGAGAAUGAUCUGAAGGAGAGGAGAGUGACAGUGUUCAAAAACGUAAAUGCAAUGUGUGGGGUGGAAAUUGAACCAUGAGAUGAGACUAUUCACAAGUUUCCCGUUGGCUAACCUGAAGAUCAGGCCCAAUUUUAGCAGCUCAUAUUUACCAAACGUAAAGAAAACAGAGCCUGAUCUCUGGUUACCCACUGGCUCGAUAAUUUUACUGUGCUUCUAGUGAGUUAUGCCAUAAUCAAAGAUGAUUCAUGCCUUUUGUUACAGCUGUAAAGAGCUGUCUGUAAAAUCUAAUUUCUCUUGUGUUUUAGUUUUUGAAAGGAAUUCAAAUCACCGAUGAUGAAAGGUUGUUGUACACUAUGGAGCAGGCUCUGGUACUGAUUCUGGUGAUUGGAAGGUGGCUUCUUCCAAAAGGAGGCAUUACACGUGAUCAACUGUCGCAGUUGCUACUCAUCUACAUAGGUACAGCAGCCGACAUCAUGGAGUUCACGGAGAUCAUCAAGGAAGAUGAGAUCAGGAGAACAAACCCCAAAAUGCUUCAGAAUACUCACUUUGUAAACGCUGUGAUUCUAUUUUGGAGCGUCAGUCUCUUCCAGUUCCCACUGACGGUUUACGCCAUGGAAAGAACUGCGCAGAGACUAGAGAAGGAGAAGGCUCAGCUGGAAGAACAGCUCAGAAAAAUCAAAGAAGAAAAAGAUACACGAUGGAGGAGAAAUCAAGUUGCGCCCUCACCAGCUUUGUACACCGUCAAAAAGGGCAAUAAUAAAGCGGGCACUGAACGGGAAGAAAUACGCGUCAGAUAUAUUCAGACCAAAUUUGGUUUGGAAAUCAAACCGGAAAUGACGUCAGUUACAAGUACAGACGAGGAAGAAACUAUUGACAAACAUGUUCCGCUUGGAAGAUGCCCUCGGUGCUGGUACAAGUUUAACAAGGCUGUUAAUGAGUUAGCUAUCAAAAUGCAAGACUAUACAGAGCUUAUUAGCCUGCUUAUACCUAUGCUAAUGCAGGACGGGCCAUUCCUUAUAAUUCGCUUAAUUGUGAUCGCCUAUUAUCAAAUUUACCACGACACGUUGUACUUUCUAACAGUCAAGAACGCCCUUGUUGUAAUGCUUCAGGUUUAUCGUAUAUUUGUUUUGUACUACAAACCACCGGAAGAGGACAUUGACGACUUUUUUCCAGAAAACGAUGUAUCGCACAGGCUGCGUAAUGUACAGACCGCCAUUAAAUCUGUGCAGCACACGCGUCUUGCCAUCAGACUUGUGUCCAGGCUUCAGCGACAAGCAAGGUGGCAUCGCGGACGUUUUAAAAGGAGAAGCGUACACACACCUAAUAAUCAAGUUGAAGCUGACAAUCAAAGAGAUCAGAUGCCUGAUGUAUAG
Porites evermanni is the source of this 4567-nucleotide messenger RNA. NCBI's taxonomy places the organism in Eukaryota, Metazoa, Cnidaria, Anthozoa, Scleractinia, Poritidae. The record is from the annotation of a GenBank genome assembly.